This is a messenger RNA of Alternaria atra, 954 nucleotides long. RefSeq lists its product as uncharacterized. NCBI's taxonomy places the organism in Eukaryota, Fungi, Ascomycota, Dothideomycetes, Pleosporales, Pleosporaceae. The coding region runs from base 1 to 954 and encodes 317 amino acids. The transcript has a single exon. The record is from RefSeq and is a predicted model, not a curated record.
AUGACCUCCGCGGACUCCACCCAACGUCCAACCCUAGUAUACAUAGAUGGUACUCGCUCCAUCGCCCUUUAUACCUACGGGCCGAAGCCAAACAACUCCCAAGAUCCUGUAGUGCUCUUCGUCUCCGGUGUCGCAAGCAGUAGUUUGAACUGGGCAGCCGUCGUGCGGCAGCUUUCUCCCUCUAUACGCUGCUACACCUACGACCGCGCUGGUUUUCGCCAUUCUGACGUCUCUCCACACCCACCGACGGCCGAGAACAUUGCGCACGAUCUCCUACACCUUGUAGAGAACGUUCCCUUCACCAACCCUAUUAUCCUCGUUGGGCAUUCUUGGGCUGGCGUCCUGAUCAAUGAGUUCAUUGCCCUCACAGGAAACGGUAACCACAUUGCUGGCGUGGUGUUUGUGGAUGCCAACCACGAGUCGAUGCCACAGGUCUUGGACGUCAACGAUCCGGAUCUUCAGAUCAUAUCCGAGAGCGUUAAUCACUACGUUGCCAAGGGCAUUGAAGCGGAGCACAAGCUGACGCAGGCUGAGUGGGACGCGCUCAUGGCCGAUGAAUCGACCGAGAAGUAUGCGGCGAUUGCGCGUAGGGAGGAGGACGAAUACGCACGAAGCUUCGACACUUUGCGAAACAAGCUGUUGAAUGAUCAGCAGCCGCUGCUUGACGACAAGCCAGUAUAUGUGAUUGGAGGUAUGCGAAGCAGAGACUGGAACGGCAUAUACAAGGCAGGCGUCGCGAGAGGAAAUGGAAGCGAAGAACAGAGGAGCCGAGUACGCGCCUUGAUAAAGACGGCCGACGAGAAGAGUGAGAGCAUCAUGAGACGACACCUUGAGCUAUCGACGAAGAGCAAACUAGUGUUUGCGCGUGACAGCGGCCACUUUGUUCAGAUGACGCAGCCCGAAGUGGUCGUCGAGGGGGUGCAAUGGGUCCUCAACGCGCGGGACGGGUCGUAG